This is a messenger RNA of Acromyrmex echinatior (Panamanian leafcutter ant), 2900 nucleotides long. It is a transcript of the gene Ubc2, whose product is annotated as ubiquitin conjugating enzyme 2. The record is from RefSeq and is a predicted model, not a curated record. NCBI's taxonomy places the organism in Eukaryota, Metazoa, Arthropoda, Insecta, Hymenoptera, Formicidae.
CGCGUGUUCGUCCGUGAAGGGAAAUCAAUUUUGGGCGCGUUGAACCCCCCUUGAGUCGCCCGAUCGCAGGCAACAAACGCACUAAUGACAUUAAACGAAUCUUAUUUCGUUCUUUUUCAGUCUACCCGGCGGACCGUCAUGUACAUCUCUUCUCGGUUCGCACGUCGUUUCGGCUUCGAGUUAGACAACGCUACGCGAGACGCCGUUUAGUAUUAAAAAUACGACGCGUUAGAUAUCCGUCCCGAGUGAGACAGGACACUUCUCUGAUGACGAUCAAAUACGCGUGAUGUUUAUGUUUUUCCUUGCGCAGGAAGGGAGGGGACGGUUGGAAGGGCAAAGAAUAGAAAAUCCUGUGUUUUGUAUUUGACCGAGAUUCUUUGUUGUACGACUCGUCGUCUCUCUGUCGAAAAUACAGAAAAAGACCGUUUCCGGAAGCGUUUGAUUCACGAGUCAUGUCGUCAGGAGCAGGUUCUAGUGGAACUGGGCGAGGUCGUGGUUCCUCCUUGGCAGACAAUAAACCAGACAGUAAAGAAGCUAAGCCAAAUCCAAAGAUGUCGAAAGCUUUAGGAACGUCUGCUAAGAGGAUACAGAAAGAACUGGCAGAAAUUACGCUAGAUCCACCUCCCAAUUGCAGUGCAGGACCAAAAGGUGAUAACUUGUAUGAAUGGGUUUCUACCAUAUUGGGUCCUCCAGGUUCGGUUUAUGAGGGUGGUGUAUUCUUUCUUGAUAUACAUUUCUCGCCAGAAUAUCCUUUUAAACCUCCUAAGGUUACAUUCCGAACACGCAUCUACCAUUGCAAUAUAAAUAGUCAAGGAGUUAUUUGCUUGGACAUCUUAAAGGAUAAUUGGUCUCCUGCGUUGACAAUUUCAAAAGUCUUACUGUCAAUAUGUUCCCUUUUAACAGACUGCAAUCCAGCUGAUCCACUGGUAGGUAGUAUAGCCACGCAAUACCUACAAAAUAGAGAAGAACACGAUCGCAUAGCGCGGCUUUGGACCAAGCGUUAUGCUACAUGAGCAUAUUCUUUAUUCAUAUUAAACUCCUAUUAGUCUCAUGCCAACUUAUGAUCAUUGCUGCUCUCAUACAACUUGUCUCAUAUGUAGCCUGUACACAUCCUUAUGAUCAUGUUGGUCAAAAAACACAAAUGAGCAAAGACCGUUUGAGAUCAGCUCAAACAUGAUUGUGAUGUGCUUUUAUGUAGAGUAUGUAAUGUGCCUAAGGACGGAUGAAUGUGCGUGCAAGUGUUUAAAUAGUGUGCUAGGGCAUAACGAGACAGGAGUUUUUCACUUAAAAGUUACAAUGAGAUAGUAUUUAAAUGGAUUGUAUUGUUUACAAAAACAAUACCACGCACAAUGCUGCUAAUGUUUCUAGAAUAGGAGAUAACAUGAACAAUAUUGGUAAUCUAAACUGUAAGUAAUUAAUAGAUAUAUAGGCAAUAAGACGUAAACGUAGAGGCCCAUUUUUCCAUAAUUGAAUUCCCAUAUUUUUAUAUUGAAUUGUCUUAAAUUUAAAUUAUUAUGUUCAUACAUGUGACGCCUGACUCAAAAUACAGGCUAAUAGCAUGUAACUAUAAUUUAGCUAUGCUGCAAAACUAUCGCAUACAAUUUUGUGUUCAUAAUACAGUAAUUGUAAUGUUCUGCAUGAAGCAGACAUUAAGAUUAUACUUGCGUAUCAGACAUAAUUCAGUUGUCUGGGCCCACUCGCAAAAAUAUAUUGUAAUUGUAAAUAAAUAUUAUUUACUGUAUACUUAUACACUGGUACAUUCAAAAAAUCUUAUAAUUCUGACCUGGAUUUAUAUUCUGUCUAUACCAUAUACGUGUAUGUAUAAUUGAUGUUUUAAUGAUUGCAUUGAUAAUUCUGAUUCACUAAUUCUGAUUAGCAAUUUCGUAUCCUUUUUUAUACUAGAUGAUCCGAAAUUCACGAAUUUGGAGUACAGGGCACGAUAUUUUAUGCUGAAACAAACAAGUAAAAUUUUUAGUAAAAUUGCGUCUGAUAAAUAAUUUUUGCGCUUAUUUGUUAACUUCAAUCUGCUCUCCUGCAAAAACUAUUGUACACAAUUUUGCUAAAGGAAAAAGUUGAAAAUAUUAUGUCCUAUAUUUCGGAUCACUCUAUAUAUUAUAGCUUAAUUUUUAACAUAAGUAGAGAAAGAAAAUUUUAAUAAUUGGCGCUAACCAAUGUUGCUGCAAUCCAGCAACGUUCUUAGACUUUUUAUCUUGUAUUAUUUUUAUCUUGUAUCUGAAGGGAUACUUACAUAUCAAUUUUGUUGCAUACUUGAACUCUAAAGUCCGAGCAUGCUAGAGAUAUUUUCACUGUCUUCAAUGUGUCAGGUAUAUGUAUGUCUCCUGAAUAAUUUCUCGUAGUUUUUUAUAUCAUAUGAAAAUUAGAUCAACAAGGUGAUUAAAAUCACUUUGUACAUAUCUGUUCUAAAAUAUAGAUAGUUGCUUAAAAAUAUCGGGUAGUGUGAGUGUAAUUAUAGUUCAAUGAAAAAAAAAAAUGAUGAAGCAAAGGAGAGAGUUUGCUCGACGAAUAUUGAUAUUGUACAGUUUAUUGUGUAAAAUGUAAACACUCUUUGCAUCCUUUUCGUCGCGAAAUUCGAGGAAUGUAAAUAUUGCGUGAAAUGCAUGUGCAAAAUAUGCGAAUCGCGUAAGUUCCUAUUAUAACAAAAAUUGAAUAAUUUUUAAUUUAGUCGGCGAACUUUGGCUUUUUAUACUUUGUAAGCCAAUAUGCAGUUUUACAACUUUAUGAAUUAAAAUGGAAAAUAAGUCUUGAUCCUGCCUCGGGAUUGUAAAUAGAUCAUUAUGCAUAAGAUAAUACAUAUAUAUGCCCGCGUGCACUUGAAAAUUAUCAGAAUAUUAAAGAAAUAUGGAUUUCUCGUUAUUUCUAAAAAUGUCGUUAUAUAUUAA